CUAUACUCGUGCAGACAUGAUAAUCUUAAAGUUCAUAUGCAGCAUUACACUUGCUUUGCUUCUCACUGUUUCUUCUGUUGGAGCGGCUCCCAAGGAGUCUCUCAUAACUUCUUUGCCUGGCUUCGAUGGAACUCUUCCCUCUGAACAUUAUGCAGGCUAUGUAACCACAUAUAUGUAUGUGACUAUAGAUGGAAGUCCUGGAAAAAAGAGUUUGUUUUACUAUUUCAUUGCUUCAGAAAGGAAUCCUUCAAAAGACCCUGUAGUACUGUGGCUUAAUGGUGGACCCGGGUGUUCCAGCUUUGAUGGCUUCAUCUACGAACAUGGACCAUUUAAAUUCCACGUAGGAAAGCCAAAGGGAAGCUUGCCCGUAUUGCAUCUCAACCCAUUCAGCUGGUCCAAGGUUUCCAACAUAAUAUAUCUGGAAUCUCCAUGUGGUGUCGGUUUAUCUUACUCUGAUAAUCCAAAGAAUUAUGUGACGGGAGACCUACAGACCGCCUCUGAUACGCAUGCAUUUCUUCUGAAGUGGUUCAAACUUUAUCCAGAGUUCCUUUCAAAUCCAUUCUAUAUUUCUGGAGAGUCUUAUGCUGGAAUUUAUGUGCCAACUCUUGCUUCGGAAGUGGUAAAAGGAAUUCAAAUUGGCAAAACGCCUCUUAUCAAUUUCAAGGGUUACAUGAUAGGAAAUGGGGUCACAGAUGAAAAAUUUGAUGGCAAUGCUCUUGUGCCUUUUGCUUUUGGAAUGGGGCUGAUCUCAAGUGACAUCUACGAGGCUUGUCAAACCACAUGUGGUGGAAAAUUCUAUGAUCCUCCGAGUGAAACCUGUCUGAUGAACCUUGAGAAAGAUGAUGAAGCUGCAGUUGCAUGGUUGAAUGAUGAAGCAGUUCGCAAAGCUAUUCAUGCAGCGCCGGCAAGCGUGGCAGGUUCUUGGUGGAUAUGUGCCAGAAGAGUCCGGAAUAGUUAUUCAACUGAUACCGGAAGCAUGAUCCCUUAUCACAAAAACUUAACUUCCCUGGGUAACCGAGUUCUCAUUUACAGUGGAGAUCAUGAUACGGUAGUACCAUUCACUGGGACUCAAGCAUGGACCAGAUCACUGGGAUACAAGAUCAUUGAUGAAUGGAGGCCUUGGAUGACUGAUGAUCAAGUUGCAGGGUAUCUGCAAGGAUAUGACAACAACUUCACAUUCCUAGCAAUCAAGGGAGCUGGGCACAUGGUCGCUCAAACCAAGCCACGAGAGGCAUUGGAGUUUUAUAGUCGCUGGUUAGAUGGAAAGCCAAUAUAG
Messenger RNA from Eucalyptus grandis, 1276 nucleotides. Its product is annotated as serine carboxypeptidase-like 20. The record is from RefSeq and is a predicted model, not a curated record. The transcript is spliced from 13 exons. Gene Ontology annotation, molecular function: serine-type carboxypeptidase activity; acyltransferase activity, transferring groups other than amino-acyl groups. The coding region runs from base 17 to 1276 and encodes 419 amino acids. Gene Ontology annotation, biological process: secondary metabolic process; proteolysis. NCBI's taxonomy places the organism in Eukaryota, Viridiplantae, Streptophyta, Magnoliopsida, Myrtales, Myrtaceae.